AUUAUGCGUGAGAUUAUAAAGGCGAGUGCUGAGCGGCGGCGCGCGCUGCAGACAGACAGCAAGACAUCUGGCCACUUCCCGAGUCACUUCUUUGGUCCUGCGGGCGCCAGCCGCGCCGAGCCCCGCCCGCAGCCAGCCAAGCAGGGCGUGCGGACCGGAGGCGGUCACGCUCCGGCCUCCUUGACCGCCGCCCGCCGAGCCAGGCAGGAGCAACGCGCGCCGGUCCGUUCCGCUGCCACCCUCCCAGGUCUUGGCCGUCCAGCCGAUCUGACAGCCGGCGAUGUUUUAUUUCCACUGCCCGCCACAGCUAGAGGGCACUGCACCCUUUGGCAACCACUCUUCGGGGGAUUUUGACGACGGGUUUCUACGUAGAAAACAGCGCCGGAACCGGACGACGUUCACUCUUCAGCAGCUGGAAGCUCUCGAGGCUGUUUUUGCCCAAACACACUAUCCAGAUGUCUUCACCAGAGAAGAGCUCGCCAUGAAAAUAAACCUCACAGAAGCCAGAGUGCAGGUUUGGUUCCAGAACAGAAGAGCCAAAUGGAGGAAGACGGAGAGAGGGGCCUCGGACCAGGAGCCAGGAGCCAAGGAACCCAUGGCAGAGGUGACGCCUCCUCCAGUGAGAAACAUCAACUCCCCGCCCCCUGGGGACCAAGCCCGGAACAAGAAGGAAGUGCUGGAGGCCCAGCAGAGCCUGGGGCGAACGGUAGGUCCUGCAGGGCCUUUCUUCCCCUCCUGCUUGCCGGGGACUCUCCUGAACACGGCCACCUAUGCCCAGGCCUUGUCCCAUGUGGCCUCCCUCAAAGGGGGCCCACUGUGCUCUUGCUGCGUCCCAGACCCCAUGGGACUCUCCUUCCUUCCCACCUAUGGCUGCCAGAGUAACCGCACGGCCAGCGUGGCCGCCCUGCGCAUGAAAGCCCGUGAGCACUCAGAAGCCGUCCUGCAGUCAGCCAACCUCCUGCCUUCCACCAGCAGCAGCCCCGGCCCUGUCGCCAAGCCAGCACCCCCAGAUGGCAGCCAGGACAAGACCUCUCCCACCAAGGAACAGAGCGAGGCAGAGAAGAGUGUAUGA
Molecule: messenger RNA, 1072 nt
Organism: Mandrillus leucophaeus (drill)
Lineage: Eukaryota; Metazoa; Chordata; Mammalia; Primates; Cercopithecidae
Gene: DRGX
Product: dorsal root ganglia homeobox
Exons: 7
Coding region: 281-1072 (263 amino acids)
Biological process (GO): regulation of transcription by RNA polymerase II
Molecular function (GO): RNA polymerase II transcription regulatory region sequence-specific DNA binding; DNA-binding transcription factor activity, RNA polymerase II-specific
Source: RefSeq, a predicted model, not a curated record